This is a messenger RNA of Manis pentadactyla (Chinese pangolin), 2380 nucleotides long. RefSeq lists its product as uncharacterized. The transcript has 4 exons. Gene Ontology annotation, biological process: DNA integration; virion assembly. NCBI's taxonomy places the organism in Eukaryota, Metazoa, Chordata, Mammalia, Pholidota, Manidae. Gene Ontology annotation, molecular function: RNA-DNA hybrid ribonuclease activity; RNA stem-loop binding. Bases 630 to 2024 code for a protein of 464 amino acids. The record is from RefSeq and is a predicted model, not a curated record.
UCCUUAUAUUCUUGUUUGGGAAAGCUUAGUCACAGAACCCCCCUCUUGGGUUCAGCCCUUCUUACCCCACCCAUCUUCACAGGUUUUUGCGCUCCGCAAAGACCUGAAAUAACCUAAGAAAGUUCUGCCUUCACCCCCUGAUGCAGAUCUCCUCCUCCUCGAUUCUCCCCCUCCAUACCCUCCUACCGCUCCUCCCCAACCUGCCGCCCCCCGGGUCCCUAUUCCUUCCCCACCUCUCUCUCCUGUUCCUCCUGUCCCUCCCGUUCCCGUCAUUCCCCCACCUCCUCUGACCCCUCAGGCCAGUGGAGGGCAGAACGUUGGCCCAGCUGGAGGGACAAGGAGCCACCAGGCCCCGUCGCCAGGGGCCGCUGUGGCACUUCCCCUUCGAGCCCUUGGCGCCCCCUCUGAGGAUGGCCAGCAACUCCUACAGUAUUGGCCUUUUUCUUCCUCAGACCUAUACAACUGGAAGGCCCAAAAUUCCCCUUUUUCAGAAAAUCCCAGAGGGUUGAUCAAUCUGACUGAAUCUUUACUUUUCACCCAUCAGCCCACUUGGGAUGACUGCAACCAGUUGUUAUAGGUCCUGUUCACCACGGAAGAAAAAGACCGGAUCCUCCUAGAGGCCCGGAAGAAUGUACUGGGGGGUCGAUGGGCGACCCACUCAGAACCCAGCCAUUAUUGAGGAGGGGUUCCCCCUGACCAGACCUGAUUGGGACUUCAACACCCCGGAAGGAAGCCAGGCACAAAUGAAUACCGCCCAGUCCAAGACCUGCGAGAAGUUAACAAGCAGCCGAAACGAGAGAAGAUUGCCUGAAAGGGACGGAGAAACUUCUGUCAGAAUUAGGAACUCUAGGAUAUCGGGCAUCAGCCAAGAAAGCACAAAUCUGCAAAUGACAGAUGCUGAAGCCACCUGGUUCACAGAUGGAAGCAGCUACCUAGACCAAGGAAUGUGUAAGGCAGGAGCGGCUGUAGUAGAUGGAGAAAAGAUAGUGUGGGCUCAGGCCCUCCCCGAGGGAACCUCGGUACAGAAAGCUGAGCUCAUUGCUCUUACGAGGGCGCUAGAACUGGGGUCUGGAAAGAAAAUUAACAUCUAUACAGAUAGCAGGUACGCCUUUGCGACGGCACAUGUGCAUGGAGCCAUUUACCAACAAAGAGGACUCCUCACCUCUGAAGGAAGAGAAAUAAAAAACAAGCCGGAAAUCACGGCACUCUUAGAAGCUCUGCACAAACCAGCCAAAGUAAGUAUAAUUCAUUGCCCCGCUCACCAACACGGGAAGUCCUACAUCGCUGUAGGCAAUAAUAUGGCUGAUCAAGCUGCCCGAGAAGCGGCCGCAAAGACUGUAGAAAUCUUCCUCUCUGAAACUCAGCCUGAGCCAAGCCUGCAACCCUAUCAAUAUAGCCCAGCAGAUUUAGAACUAAUCUCCAAAGAUUGUACUCACUAUUUUGAUGAACAGAAGAGAGCCUGGUGCACCCAAGAUAGAAAAAUCAUCUUGCCCCAAGCAACUGCCAAAGCCAUAAUCAAACAGAUGCACCAGUGGACACACUUAGGAGUGCAAAAACUUACUCAGACUGUUUUAAAUUCUGGGUGGUAUGUGCCGAACCUGCAGCAGAUAGCUGAAUCCGUAGUUAAGCCGUGUGUUCCUUGUCAAGAAACAAACUUGCCUGGGAAGAAGAAAUGGACUAGAAAACAGGCAAGGGGGAACCGGCCUGGAAAGUUUUGGGAAAUAGACUUUACUGAAAUUAAACCAGGGAAGUAUAAAUUUAAGUAUCUCCUAGUGUUUGUAGAUACCUUUUCAGGAUGGGUCAAAGCCUUUCCAACAAGGCAGGAAACAGCUGCAGUAGUAACAAAGAAAAUAUUAGAAGAAAUAUUUCCUCGGUUCGGGAUACCUAAGGUAAUAGGAUCUGACAACGGACCCGCUUUCAUCGCCCGGAUAAGUCAGGGAGUUGCUAAGUAUUUGGGGACCGAUUGGAAAUUACAUUGCAUGUACAGAUCCCAGAGUUCAGGGCAAGUAGAAAGGAUGAAUUGAACCCUAAAAGAGACCUUAACUAAAUUGACCAUAGAGACUGGCUCAGACUGGGUGGUGCUCCUUCCCUGGCCUUGUUCCGAGCUCGGAACACCCCUACUCAUCUCAAUCUAAGCCCCUUUGAAAUCUUGUAUGGCUCCCCUGCCCCGCUUACUUGCCUGCAUGACCCCCUCCCCAUUACCCAGACUGACAACCGCGAUUUAUAUAAUAGGUUGAAAGCUCUCCAGGCAGUCCAAAGAGAAGUGUGGACCCAACUAAAAGCAGUCUACGAGCCUGGCACUCCAGAAGCAGCCCACCCGUUCCAAGUUGGAGACUUUGUGUUUGUAAGGCGGCACCGAGCACAGACCCUGGAGCCACGG